AUGGCCGCCUCGCCAUCCCAGCAUCCGUCGGCUACCAUCGACCUGGAAUCCGCUCAGCAUGUCCACCAGGUCUACACUUAUCUCGAUAGAGUCGGCGUUCCAGGGGACGGAUUCCAUGAAGGCAUCGAAAGAACACGUGAACAUCGGAGGCUAUCAGCCCUGGCCUCACUCACCCAACUUGCUGCUGCUGCCCAUUCAGACUCUCUCUCGGACGCUGAGAUCCAGAUUUUAGGGAACGCGGAUCGAUAUGGAUUCUUCAAACCGAUGUCUUCCGAACGUGUACUGUAUCUGCCAUCAGAUGCAUUCUAUCCAACCCCCGUCGCGACCACCUCAGAUCCUAUCCUAGCCACUAGCCCCUCAUCACUCAACUCGACCAACCACGACUUAUUGAUCCAGGAGACCAACCGGAUCGAAAAAUGGACAGACAUGUUGACCGCGAGCUCACGUGAUUCAGGUUCAAGUCAAUCAGCCUAUCAACUCAGGCCAGAAUGGAAUCAGCAGCGAGCUCGUUUCGAGAAAAGAUGUUUCAAGGGUAUCCCAGAUCGUUGGAGGCGAGCUGCCUGGGAGAUGCUUUUGGCCGAAAGCGAUCAUCAUCGCCAAGCCUCAACAAGACCUACGAUUCAACGUCUACACCAACAGUUCCAGGCUUUGCUUACCACUCCUAGUGAACAGGACGUCCAAAUUGAUCUAGACGUUCCCCGAACAAUCAAUGGCCACAUCUUCUUCCACACUCGCUAUGGCAAAGGGCAGCGGGCACUUUUCCAGGUACUACACACCUUCGGAAUGUACUGUAAAACAUGUGGAUAUUGCCAAGGCAUGGGACCCAUUGCAGCAACACUUUUGAGUUACUUUAGUGCGGAGGAUGCAUUUGUCUGUAUGGUUCGAAUUCAUGACAAUCUUCAGUUUCACAACAUCUUCUCGCCCGGUUUUCCUGGAUUAUUGGAAUGCUUUUAUAUCCAGGAACGGCUAAUUGAACAUUUAAUACCAGCUGUUCAUGCCACCUUUGAUAAGCAGAUGAUAUCAAGCUCAGCAUAUGCGACGAAAUGGUACAUCACGAUCUUUGCGAAUACGGUACCAUAUGAAGCCCAAUUAAGGUUAUGGGACGCCUUCUUCUUGAAAGGAAUGGACGUCCUCAUCCUCGCAGCGGUUUCACUUGUUUAUAGUCUGAGGAGCAAGAUCGGACCAGGUCAUGAUUUCGAGGAGAUAUUAUCGACGCUGGGCGGUCGCUUCGAGAUGGAAAACUCGUUCCGCUGGCUUCGGUCGAUCCGCAAACUCUACAAUCGCCAAGACAUUCAAGACCUCAUUCAAGAGUCCCGCUCCCAGUGGAAUUCUUUCGUCCGUGAUGGAUCAGCAUCAAAACGUGUCACAUAA
Messenger RNA from Puccinia triticina, 1371 nucleotides. RefSeq lists its product as uncharacterized. The transcript is spliced from 4 exons. Lineage: Eukaryota; Fungi; Basidiomycota; Pucciniomycetes; Pucciniales; Pucciniaceae. The record is from RefSeq and is a predicted model, not a curated record. Bases 1 to 1371 code for a protein of 456 amino acids.